Messenger RNA from Photinus pyralis (common eastern firefly), 1911 nucleotides. RefSeq lists its product as uncharacterized. The coding region runs from base 168 to 1484 and encodes 438 amino acids. The record is from RefSeq and is a predicted model, not a curated record. The transcript has 3 exons. NCBI's taxonomy places the organism in Eukaryota, Metazoa, Arthropoda, Insecta, Coleoptera, Lampyridae.
AAUUUGAACUUUUGAAUCCUUCCCACUCAGACACAGGCUGCCCGCUGCCGGUAAGUUAGAUUCCCCAACACUGUUAAUGGUUGUGCUUGUGUUUGGUUUUGUCGGCAAAUGGUGUACCGGUUGUCGUUAUUUUUUAAUUGAACAAUUAUACAAUAACUCAUACUGGAAUGAGUCAAAAGGUGGUGACACGCUCCAAAAAGCAAUCAGAAGAUGAAGCCAAUGGCGAGUUCAAAACGCCAGAUAAUUGUAAAACCAAAGAGGAAGGCACCAAGAGCAUGAAAAGUAAGAAUGAAACCGCCAAAAGUGAGGGUGAGGAUGGGAAGAAGGGAGCAGUGAAAGAUUCUGAUCAGCUCAAUGGUGACAGUAGUGAGUCAACUGCCACCAAACGGUCCAUACACAAACGCAGUCGAUCGAACACACCAUCAAUAAAAAAUGACAAUGCGAAAGACGAAGAGGAUCCAAAAGAAAAUACUGAAGAAAAAGAAAUCAAAAAGGACAAUGACACUUCUCCAGCUGAAGCGGGAAAAGAAUCAGACAUUAUACUAAAAGACGUCGUAAUCAAUAUUCAAACCCUCCAAACCGAAAAAUACGAGCCCAAAAAUUCCCGACCAUCCUCGCCGAGCACAUCUGUCGAAAUGGACCCGCUCAUUUUGGAAAAGGAGGACGAAGAACCCAUACCUGAACUUCAAUUCGACGAGAAUGACAUCGAAGUGGAGUCGGAGGGUUCGAAUAGUCGAUGUAAAACGCGUAGAUCGCACUCACGUAACGUCUCCACCCCGAAGACCCCCAAAAUUGCGGACCAAGAAGCGGAGGAGCUCGAAAUUGUCGACCUGUCUUGCGAUUCGCGAGGGGGCAGCGUUACACCAAAGAAAAUGGCGUCGUCGAACGAUCCCAACAUAAUUAACAUAAAUCUACAACCUCCCGAGGAAACGAUCGAUUUGAACGAUACGUCGGACACUUACUCAUCGGUGUCGACCGAUAAUCUUAGUACAAAAGCGGUGGUGGGCAACGACGCGACGAGGAAUUUCGAUUUUACCGGCCAAGAUUCGAGCAUAUUCGACACCACCACCAAUUCGACUUUCUCCAAUCGCAGUUAUGCCGAUACCGUCAAAAGUUUGUCGGGCAGACGCGGUAUCCAUUCUGCAGCUUGCGACAAUUACAGAAAGUACGUCUUAAAGAAUACAGUUGACGGAAAAGGGGAUAUUUACUCCGACUACGAAUCAGUACAAAAAAUUACGAUGGGAAUGAAGAGAAAAUCGCGCAGUUUCUCACCGACGCCCUCCAAGCGUGUCAAAUCGGACUCGCCCGGUCUUUUCUCGUAUUUGUCCAGUCCCAUCACUAACUUUCGACAGACUUUCAAAAAAAGCAGCACACCUCAACUCGUUAUGGUCGAGAAGUGCGACUUUGAUACGGACGGCGAUUUUGAUAAGAUUAAGUUGGAGAACGGCAUGGGUGACGGUAAAAAACGAUGCAACAUCAUGUAAGGAAGGAGGUAUUAAGUAGAUUUGGUAGACAUAGCAGAUACGUACCAAGUUUUCAUUUUAAAAUCAAUUUUAUACUUAAUGUGUACAAAGGUAUAUUUUGACAGUAUUUGAUUAAAUUUGUACAGAUUUUGAGUAAAUUGGCAAAGGGAGUGAUAAAUUUUAUUCUCUUACUCGAAGUUAUGGAAUACUCAUGUAAAGCAAUAUGGGUUUGUAGGAUCGUGGACUUGAUUGUACCCCAUUUUCAAUUGUGUGCCGUAUAAAUGUUUGAUUUAGUAUUGAAUUGACUGCUGUAUUUCAAAGUUUAUUCGUUUAUAAGUCGUAUAUACAAACAUUAUUAUUACAAAUAUGUAUUAUUAUCAUUGUCGAAAACUUGAUUGUUUAGUUUUAAUUGAUAGACAACCCUCAUUAAUUAUAUUAUGUAUUUGUG